UCAAAGAUGGCAACACUUCUAUCUUUAAUCGGUGGAAAUGGAGGUGGUCCAUUUUCAUUUACUGGUGAAAGCAAUGGUGCCAGUUUAGAGAAGAUCUGGGUGUGGGUGGGAGAAUGGCAGGUUAAGGCUGUCAGGGUCUGGCUUACAGAUGGGAGAAAUCAAACCUUUGGACAGGCAUCUGGAUCGAAUCAAGAGUAUACGUUCAAGCCCGGUGAGUGUUUCACCUCACUGUCCCUGUGGGGGAACGGAGAGGGAUCACGUCUUGGAGCCAUCAAAUUCAAGACCACUCUGGGGGGAGAGUUUUUUGCAAAGAUGACAAAAUGGAGUUUAAAAACAGAAUAUCCCAUGGAUAUCGGGUCUGGUUAUUGUUUGGGAGUUGUAGGGAAAGGUGGUGCCGACAUUGACAGUAUGGGAUUCAUGUUUAUCAGUGCAGUUGAAUCAACAGUUCUUGCUAAUGUCCAGUAUCCCACUCUCCACCAACUGAUCCCAAAGGUGACUGUGGAAGAGCUGAAGUCCGUCACUUUCAGGAACGACUCCUCUGCCAUACAACAUCAAAAAAUUGAAACCUCAAAGAAGGUGACCAAAAAAUCCUCAUGGUCUACGAGCAAGAGUUUUACUGCAACGUUUAGUAUGGAAGUGAGUGCUGGGAUUCCAGAGGUUGUAGAAGUUACUACAGGAUUCAGUUUCAGCGUUGCAACAGAAAGCACUUAUAGUCAGGAGAACACAGAUGAGAGAACCGAAACUCUGACUACAGAUGUAGAAAUCCCACCAAAAAAGAAGCUGGACGUUUCAGUCACCAUUGGCAGAGCCACUUUUGACAUGCCUUACACUGGCACAGUGAAGAUGACCUGCAAGAACGGCAGUGUGUUUCAGUAUGGAACCAAGGGCACAUACAAAGGCGUCACUUACACUGAUAUCAAAGUGAAGACUAAAGAAUCUCCUCUGUAAUGUCAAGACAGAUUGUUCUUGUCUGGUCUUUAUCUGAUUAGUCCAGCAAUGUAUCAAUUGUUCUACAUUUAAUCAUUUUGUUUGAGCCUUUCUUGUUUCAUUUCAAAGUGUUCCUUGCCCCUUUGUUUUUAACAGGGGAAAUAUAUACUCAGCAUUGUCUUUUCAAA
This is a messenger RNA of Rhinichthys klamathensis goyatoka, 1115 nucleotides long. Its product is annotated as aerolysin-like protein. Gene Ontology annotation, cellular component: extracellular region. Lineage: Eukaryota; Metazoa; Chordata; Actinopteri; Cypriniformes; Leuciscidae. The record is from RefSeq and is a predicted model, not a curated record. The coding region runs from base 7 to 948 and encodes 313 amino acids. The transcript has a single exon.